Diversispora eburnea is the source of this 1133-nucleotide messenger RNA. The record is from the annotation of a GenBank genome assembly. Lineage: Eukaryota; Fungi; Glomeromycota; Glomeromycetes; Diversisporales; Diversisporaceae.
UGCCCCAUAGCAAACGAAGAAAAAUUGAAACCGAUAAUGAAGAACUGAGAAUGCUUUGGAAUGCUUUGAAAAAGGGGAAAGUUAAUGAGAUUGAGAGUGGCCAGUUCCUUCUAUUUUUUGAUGAUGUUUCCUAUCUUACAGGCGAUAAUGAGCAAGGUUCCAAAAUAUCCACUCUGUUCAUCCGUGAAUGUUAUCUCCAUCUGUUUAAGAUUAUCUUUGAAAAUAUUAAUGUCCGUCGUUGGCGUAUUACUGGAAAUCCAGGGAUUGGGAAAACCUUCUUCGGUUAUUACCUGCUUUGUCAACUUGCACAACAAAAUAAAAUGCAAGAACUCCUUCAGAAGGCAAUUAACUCAGUUAAUGAUAAUAUAUUAAAUUUUGUUGGCGAAACCACAGAGGACAAUAGUGCCAGUCACAAAAUUGUUCAUAUCCGUACGAACAUGCCACAAGUAGGUGAGAAAGGAAAGGGAGUAGAGGAAGUAGAGGAAAUAAGUGAAGUAGAAGACGAUACUGGAGAAUCUUCCUCUCCUACAGUAACUAAGCCAGACGAAGAUAAUAAAGGGGUACCCUUUUAUAUAUUGUCAAAUUUAGAUUUUGCAUCCAAUUAUGUUUAUGAAAAGGUAAUGGAUGUACUCCUAGCGAAUUACAGAAAACAGUUGCAGGCUUUUGUGCAAGUUAACAAAUCAAUAAGUGAUUAUGGCACACUUCGGGGUGCUAUAUUUGAGCAGAUCGCUCAUAGAAAAUUAUUAAAUGGAGAGUCAUUUAAGGUUCGUCCUUUAUUUGAAAAGACUACCUCUUGCUUCGGGAUAACUAAUCAUAAUCUCAAAUUAAUAAUACCUCCUUGGAACAAAUUGUUGUUCAGCAAACCUGAUAAGGUUAUACAAACCCGAUAUUGUAUACCAAUUCAAAAAAAUAACGCAUCUUUCGAUGCAUUUGUUUCUCCUGACACAUUCUUCCAAAUGACUACUGCUGAGAGUUAUCCUAUCAUCAAGAGUGGCUUGGAAAAAUAUAUUGAUAAGGACGGUAAUUCAGAUAUCAAUUUUUAUUUUGUCCUAUCGAAGGAUUUGUAUAGCUCUUACAAACCACAGGCUCUUCAUACCGCAAACAGGACUGUUCUCAGGAGUAAACCACCCUGA